Molecule: messenger RNA, 2391 nt
Organism: Besnoitia besnoiti
Lineage: Eukaryota; Apicomplexa; Conoidasida; Eucoccidiorida; Sarcocystidae
Product: glycerol-3-phosphate-acyltransferase
Exons: 16
Coding region: 1-2391 (796 amino acids)
Biological process (GO): phospholipid biosynthetic process
Cellular component (GO): endoplasmic reticulum membrane
Molecular function (GO): glycerol-3-phosphate O-acyltransferase activity; glycerone-phosphate O-acyltransferase activity
Source: RefSeq, a predicted model, not a curated record
AUGUACUUUUUGGUCAGAUGGCUGUGCAUCGGGAUCGUGCGGUCUUUCUUCAAAGAUGUAGCCGUCCUCCACCCGGAGCGAAUCCCUCUCUAUGGACCCGCGAUCUUCGUGGGUAACCAUAACAACCAGUUCAUGGACGCAUCGAUGCUGGUCGCGAACAUUCCGCGCCAAGUUCACUUCCUCGUGGCGCUGAAGAGCAUGAAGCGGCGAGUCAUCGGGUUCCUGAGUCGGCUCGCGGGCUGCAUUCCAGUCGAUCGCCAGGACGACCGCGCGACCAAGGGCCAGGGCGCAGCUCGGAUUUCGCACCACUUCACUGAAGAAGAUCACGUCUGUCCCUCGCCGCCUCAUCACCACCACCACCAGCGCGGGCGGCGCGCGCCGGAGGCCGUGCCCCCCGACCGCAGCGACGAAGAAGACAAGCGCGGCGCGCCUCCGCAGCCGCAGAAGAGAGCAGAAGUCAGCGGCCUCGCGACAGAGCCGAGCGCAGCCGAGCCCGACGCGGAAGCGCGACCGGAGGGGGGAGGGGGCAAGGCCGCGGGCGAGGCGGGGACGACGGAGGCGCCGCGAGGCGACAGCGGCGAGCCGCUCUCGCGCUCGCUGUCGCCCACCGCGUACCCUCGCCACCCCGUGAUGCCGCGCCAGGCCUCGCUGCCCGCCCUCAUGCUGCAGGCGAGCACGCCGGGCGGGGGGGGAGCAACGUCGCCUUCGCCGCCGCGCUCGGGAACCGCGCCGUUUGAAGCCAAGAACGGAGUAAAGCCGCCGAGCCUGGCGGGACUGCAGCUGCUGUCGAUCCUGGGGAGUCACACGCGCUUCCUCGCCGACGUGCGGCCGGGGUACAAGAUCCGCCUCGACGGCAAAGACUACCUCGUGCUCAAAGUUCUCUCCGACACGCACCUGGUCGUACACCCGCCCCAGGAUGAGACGCCCCGCCGCGGUCUCGACCGCAGCGACACCGGCGCGGAGGCAAAGCCGCCGCGGCGCGCGGACGGCCCGCAGGCGGCGAGCCUCGAGGACUCGGGGGUCCUGAGCGGCGAGGGCCUGAGGCGACGCCGAGCGACCGCGGAGCCCGACGGGAGAGAAGAAGGGCAGCGCGGCGAAGGCCUCGCUGCAGGCAGGCAGGAAGCGGAUCGCGCCGGGAAGGGGCCUGAGGCUGAGGGGGAACACAGGGCGGUGAACGGCAAGCAUGACCGCGUCGUCGCCGCGUCGUACAAAGAGUACAAGGGAGGCAGCCACGACCGGACCACGCUCUUGCCGCUGAAGGCGGGGGUGGCGAUCAUGGCGAUUCAAGGUGUCGCGGCAGGCGCCGAGGACGUGAUGAUCGUCCCAGUGGGCCUUAUCUACCACAACCCCCACAAAACGCAGUCUCGCGCCACCAUUCACAUCGGCGAGCCCAUCCCCAUUUCGCGGGAGUUGGCUAUUGAGUAUCAGCAGGACCGGCGGGCGGCCACCGCGCGCAUCCUGACAGACGUCGAACAGGGACUUCGCUCAUGCAUCAUCACGGCGCAGGAUCACGAGACAAUGACUCUCAUUCAUCUCUGCUGCUCUCUGUAUCCGCCCGAGCGGCUGCGCCUGUCGCCUGAGAUGCGCUUCAACUUGAACCAGCUGCUUUCCAAGCUCUUCUGGCGGUGCGCCGACGAGCCCGAGCUCUCGGCUUUGCGGCACGACUUGGCGCAGUACCAGGGUUCGCUGCAGCGAGCGGGCAUUCCGGACCACGACGUGUGGAUGUUGAAGCAAAGCACGUCGGGCGCGUCGCUCUGCUUCGCGGAGAAACUCAUCGCUCUGCUAUUCUCGAUUUGCCUCGGCGUUCCGCUGCUGCCGCUUUGGGGGCCGCUUCGCGUCAUCGCGUACUUCCUCGCAGAGCGCCACCGUGCGCAGGCCCUCGCCGCAAGUCGCGUGAAGGUCCGCGGCAUGGACGUCGUCGCGAGCUACAAGGUGAUUGUCCUGCUCGUCUGCGUUCCGCUUUUCAAUCUGCUCUACGGGGCGAUAUUCGGCGUCGUCUUUGGCUUGACCAUCGCGGAGACACUGGUGGCGAUGGUGCUGUGCGUCUGUCUUCUCCCUAUCGCGUACUACUUUAGCAUGCGCCACGCCGAAAAGAUCUUGCCGCUGAUUCGGCAAAUGCGCACGCUGAUCAUCGUCGUUAUUGGCAAAGUGAAUAUCUGGAGAGAGAACGAGAGGGAACUCAUCACGCAGCGAAUGGAACUCCAGUUUUCGCUGCGAGAGACGCUGAUGACGCUUGGCCCGCGCACCUCGCCGACGUUCAUGGAUGGGCUCUACUCAAUUGUUCCCAAGGUCGUUUUGCACGCCGACAUGAAGCGACUGCUGCGGCGGAAGGAAGAUUUCGCUCCGCUUCAAAUGAAGCGACUGAUGAACAAUGCCGAAGAAAUACUCUGA